CGAUCCGAACUCCGGGUUAUCCAGUUCAGUUGGCUCCGGGAGACCGUCGAUACCGGAACGAGUUUUGCCGCGAAAUUCGGUUAAAUAUCGGUCACCCGACUAAGCACCAUCAGUAAGUUGGCGCAGACAUUGACAGCUGCUGAUCUGUCAGCUAACUGCGGGGCUGUAACAGCUUUUCUACCGGCCGUCUCAUUGUCCAGAUUUAUGGCUGGUAUAGCGCUGCGCUGAUUGGCCCCUUUUCCAGCUGCAAGUUGAAGUGUGAUGAUUUCGAACACGAGCCAGGUCCUGACCAAUGAGGAGGUGUCGCCGGUAACGCUGAACGAUCAUUGGUCGCGGCUGGCGCGGUUGAUCCUGCUGGCGUCCAUGUCGGCCGUCGGCAGCGUCGGCAAUGUCUUCAUGAUGAGCGCCGUCAUGAUCGAGGAUUAUCUCAGAAAAAGAGGUAACACGUUCUUAGUAAAUGUGGGGUUGGCCGAUCUGCUGAUCACCGGGCUGGUAAUCCCCGCCUCCGCCAUUGUGAUCCUGGCCGGACUGAAAGACAGUCUGGGCGUUUGCAAAUUCCAGUGGUUUGUGGCCGCUUGGUGUUUCCUGGUCACGGUCCUGUCGAUGGCGGCGGUCGCCUGCGAGAAUUAUUCCCGACUCUGCUACUCCAUCGAUGUCUACCAUAAGCUGACCAAAAGGAAAAUCACAGUGAUUCUUCUGAUGAUUUGGACCGGAUGCGGGAUCAUCUCAGCUAUCCAGUUCUACGCGGAUUUGUCCUUCGACUACUGCACCAGGAAGGAUUUGGGUCUGGAUCCCUACCAGCUGACCGUCUGUGUGAUUUUCGUGCUGUUUCCUCUGACGGUGACGCUGUUUUGCUACAUCCGAACCGGCUACCAAGUGCGAAAAUUGAAGUCCCGGCCCAACUACAAGGCGGCGAUAACCUUCAGUUGGGACUGCGCCCUCACGCAAACCAACAUCUACAGCUUCGUCCUCUUCUUGCUCUUCUGGGUGCCGUUCGGGGUGAUCCUGGCAGUGGACAACAUCAACAAGGUCUCCGACAAGGUUUUCUACAACCUGGCCUGGCUGGCCAUCAGCAAAUCCUGCAUCAACAGCAUCAUCUACGGCAUCCUCAACAGGCACUUCCGAUCCGCCUACGUCAAUCUAUUCCAGUACUGCUGUUGCAAAACCACCGUGUCGUUUUCGCGCAGACAACGCCCUGAAGGUGUUCGGCCUUCAGGGGAUGUUCGCGUCCACAUCAUUCCCGGCUACAACAUGUACUGUAGCCCUCAGCGGGCCAAUGAGGGCGGGCGCAGCAAAAGGUGCGCCUCAGCCCGAACCAACGGCAGGGAAGUGUACGAGUUAUGAUGAGGCGACAUGGAGCGCUCCAUUGCCGCCCAUGGCCGGGUGGUGUCCCAGCAUGGAGUCUGGAUUUAGUCAUUUCAUCCUGUAUGCACAAUGUGUUCAAUAUCAGAAGGGGCUGUCGGGGUGGAUCUUAUCUCCAUUCUGGUCCUUCUUAUUUUGCACAUCCUGUAUGAUCAGGGUGAACGUUUUCAACCGAUUUACUGAAUGUGAAGACUGAUUUCAGCCCGCUAGUCCAUUAGAUAAGCGGCGGUUACAGCUAUUGUAUGUAUAUUCUUUCGAGCAAUAAUCAGUUUUCUUCACAGCGUGUUCGCCAAUUAAGGCGCCCAAAUUUCAUCACCAAUGAGUGGUGAAAGUUGCGGCAGAUUAAUUUCGAGCCACUCUGUCAAUGUUUUUUAAUCUGAUUUGUGUCCGUCCUCGCCAAGCUGUUUCUGUCCCGGUUAUGAUAAGCAAAUGAAUAGUCCUUCAUAGUCCGAUAAUUUAUAUCUUACUAUGAAAGGGAUUUUUUUGGGUGUAGCAGCAUGCGUAGCGUUCAAAUAGGGCGCCAAAAGCAGUAAAUUUUUCUUAUUCCAAAACUUAUUUAUCCCCUACGCCAAGAAAAAUCCCUUUCAAAGUUAUGAUAAGCGUCCGCUUGUUUUGCCGAGCCGUUGAGGAGAUGCGCCCUGUGCCUAUAUGAAUCAUUGAUUUUCGGCCAAACGAAAUGUCUAGACAAUAUAUUGGAUAUCAAAAAGCGUAUAUUUUGGUACUUCAGUUUUCUUGCACUUUAUCUCAUUAGCGCGUUCGGCCAUGCCGCAGGACACAACUUCCGUGUGCAACAGUCGCUCUGUUUCAACUUUACCAGGUUUUGCCAGCAUCUUCAAACGCGAUUCUAUGAGAAACUUACCUAGUUUUCGAUUUGGUUUGCUACUUUAAAAGGAGUAAUUGUCAAUUUUUUGCGGAUCAAUCAAAUGGAAAGAUUCACUGUCUCUAUGAUAAGUGAGUUCUUACAGUUGGAGCGCCGCGUCUUUACUUGAAAACUCGAGCCAAUUUUAACGAGAAAGUGCUGUCGUUUUUAAAAAGGCUGUUGGCAGAUGCUGGCGAAGUCUGAUGAUAAUGAUCCUGUCCCAAACAUAAUGGAAAGUUCUAAUGUUUUUCGCAGAAGAAAAUCGGUUUUGAUGCUCAAUUUGACUCGGUUUCAGGCCAAAUCUGUUGUUUUUUACAAGUCUCUGGGACAUCACUUUUCCUAAUAAGCAGGCGGAAAACCGUGUAAUGGUGUGCAAAGCCCUAAAGUGAACGUCUUUAUUCGGAUGCGUUUUCAAUCAAACGUCCAUUUUAGGACAGAUCACCGGGUGAAUCUAUAUCCGAAACUUACCGAGCUUCUACAACAGAAGCAUAUAGAAGAAUAUCUAAAUAUGAAUUAUGUAUACCUACUCCCACUAAGAUAUGUAUUCCCAAAUUGAAAAUAUUUUUAUCAAGUGUACGGAUCUAAUAUAUAUGGAUAAUUUUUGUACUCAAAGUAUGUCUAUGUAUGUAUACCGCUAAUAUCUACUUAUCUGUAUCGAUGUUUAUACUCGCUUAUUGAGACGCGGUUGCUUUCAUGGCCUUUGGUUCUUAACAAAAGACUGAUUACUUAUGCCCCAAUUGGGCGCGGCAGCGCAAUUUCGCUUAAAAUCGGGCCAUGAACGCAAAAGUGAUCACUUGCACGGUAUCGGCGCUUAAUUGUUGUUCUUAUUCGAGGCAUAAUGUACCAUAUACUGAACUAAGCGAUGCCUUUUUCUCAACUGUGAUGCAACUAAUAACGAAAAAAUUAAUAAAUGUGAUAGGGACCACAUCCGAGUAGGGUUGGGGGAUGAGCGCACUCACAUUCCGUUGGCUGGCGAAUGUUUUCCAAAGAUUCUCAAUGUGAUUUGUCGCGGUUAUUAACAGUGAACCUUAACAAUAACACAAAUAACCGUUAAAUAGCUUAAUAAAUGUUGUGAUACACCAUAUUAUAUAUAAAUUAAUAUAUAUUAAUAUAUAGGAACAGUAGGUUUAAGAGUAUCCAGGAUUGCACAAGCUCUUCAAAGGGUAUAUUUGUUUCAGUAUUAUAUUCUAUCAUUGUUCUCCACAUGUUGCGUUGUCUUUAUCUGGUCUGGCAAACACCCUGAUCAUGACAUGUAGAUUUUUUAAGUUGUAAUAAAAUAUGAAUUCUGAAA
This is a messenger RNA of Dendroctonus ponderosae (mountain pine beetle), 3512 nucleotides long. RefSeq names its product melatonin receptor type 1B-B. Gene Ontology annotation, cellular component: membrane. NCBI's taxonomy places the organism in Eukaryota, Metazoa, Arthropoda, Insecta, Coleoptera, Curculionidae. The transcript has 7 exons. Gene Ontology annotation, molecular function: G protein-coupled receptor activity. Gene Ontology annotation, biological process: G protein-coupled receptor signaling pathway. Bases 262 to 1344 code for a protein of 360 amino acids. The record is from RefSeq and is a predicted model, not a curated record.